AUGGGAUUAUUCGAAAAAAUUGAAGUGGAUAAUGAUAAACUUAAAUCAAUUGCACUUAAAUAUUGGGGUGUUGAAUUAGGUAAAUGUUUAAAAUCAUCACAAAAUCAUACAUUUUUAGUUAGUAAAAUCAAUGAAAUUACCAAAGAGUCUGAGAAUUUUAUUCUUCGUGUUACACCAGAUCCAAAGAAGGAAAGAAUUGAAUCAACCAAAUUGGAAGUUAAAUUAUUGAAUUAUUUAAAUGAUAAUAAAUUACCAGUAUGUCCAACCAUAGCAAACCUUGUUGAUGGUGAAGGUAUGGUAGUGAUUGAUGAUUUAAUCAUUUGUUUAUUUAAAUAUGCAACUGGUGAAUCAAUUAAUUAUGUUGAAUGGAAAUGGUUAGAAAAUCAAGAAAUGGCAAUUGGUUUAGGUCGUUGGUUUGGUGAACUUCAUAAACUCACUCGUUCAUUUGUCAAAGAGUAUCCAGAGAUGUCAAAGAAAGCACGUCAUUGGCAAACAUUACAUAGUGGUGUAUUAAAAGGUGUACCAGUUAAUCAAUUAGAUAUUGAGAGUUCAAAGGAUCCAAAUCAAUUUACUAUCAUUCAUGGUGAUGUUAAUCCAAGUAAUUAUCAUUGGGAUGCUUCCAUAGGUAUGCCAUCUAUGUUUGAUUGGGAUCAAUUACAAGAGUCUUGGUUACUAUAUGACUUGAGUGCUCCAAUUUGGGGUGUAGUUUCUUUAGAGAAAUUUGGUAUGGGUGGUCCAGUUCCAUUGGCAAAUCCAAAACAAUACAUUGACUUACUCUUACAAGGUUAUGAACCAACAAUUGGUGAAAAAGUAGAUCGUAAUGCACUUGAUCGUAUGAUUGAAAUUCGUAGACAACUCUAUAUACGUUUUUGUAAAGCUGCUGUCAUUGAAUUGGCUGAUAAACCUGAUAGUCCAAUGUAUUUAUUUUGUAAAAAAAUGACUGAUAAUUUUGAAAAUGAAGAAAGAGAACAAUUAGAAAAAGAAAAAGAAAAUAAAUAA
Dictyostelium discoideum AX4 is the source of this 999-nucleotide messenger RNA. RefSeq lists its product as hypothetical. NCBI's taxonomy places the organism in Eukaryota, Evosea, Eumycetozoa, Dictyosteliales, Dictyosteliaceae. The coding region runs from base 1 to 999 and encodes 332 amino acids. The transcript has a single exon. The record is from RefSeq and is a predicted model, not a curated record.